AUGGUCUCCUGUAGCGAGAAUCCUCAUCGUAAUACCAACCAGCUGCAGACGUACGUCAUCCAAUUGGAAACGCCGACCGCGUCCUUGGAUGCUGACGGUCUCAACAUCUGGCACAAAUCCUUCCUGCCAGUGUCGGACGACGACUCUGAUCGACGGCUGGUUCACUCCUACAGUCAAGUCUUCAGUGGGUUCGCCGCAAGGCUUACGGAGGAGGAGGCGAAGAGCGUAGCGAAGAAGGAGGGUUUCCUGCGUGUGUAUCCGGACAGCUUCUUGCCUCUUCUCACUACACACACGCCCGGCUUCCUCGGCCUUCAAAGUGGCGGAGGCACGUGGAGGGCUGCCAGCUUUGGCAAGGGGAUCAUCAUCGGACUCCUUGACUCUGGUUUGGAUCACGAUCACCCUUCCUUCCAUGAUGACGGCGUGCCUCCGCCACCUACCAAAUGGAAAGGCUCAUGCGGAUUCAAGACCGGCUGUAACAACAAGCUCAUCGGCGCGAAGAACUUGCUCGGAGGCAGCAGCCCGGAUGGGCCUAUAGACGCUGAUGGGCAUGGUACGCACACGGCAAGCACAGCAGCCGGAAACUUUUUGAACAACGCGAGCUAUUAUGGCUUGGCCGGCGGCACGGCGGCAGGGAUUGCACCACACGCUCACCUAGCCAUCUACAAGGUGUGCAUAACUGGGCGAUGCCAACUCUCCGACGUACUAGCGGGGAUCGACGCGGCCGUGGGAGAUGGUGUCGACGUGAUCUCCAUUUCUAUAGGUGGAGACGGCACCCCUCUCGAUGAUGACCUUCUGGCCAUUGGCGCAUUUGGAGCUGUCAAGAAAGGGAUAUUUGUCAGCUGUGCCGGUGGCAAUAGCGGACCAGGCGAGCGUACCGUUGCGAAUGAAGCACCAUGGUUACUAACCGUGGCGGCGAGCACCGUCGACAGAAGCCAAAGAGCGACCGUGAAGCUGGGCGACGGCCAAAAGUUUAAUGGCGAGUCUCUCGAUCAGUACCCGACCUCGAGUGGAAGUUUGCUUACACUUUUCCACAUGUCCACCGAUCCAUAUUGCAAAUCCUUGAACAGCAGCCAAGUCGAGGGUAAGGUGGUCGCCUGCUUGGUUUACCGAACUCCCAACUACACAGCUACUCUUGUUAAGGCAGCGGGUGGCGUCGGCGUAAUACUCAUCUCCACUGAAAUCGUGGGAUACACUAUCCUUGACAACAGAUGCAACUUCCCUGCAGCAAUAGUAAGCAACGAGGAUGGCGAUAGAAUCACAUCCUAUGUCACUUUAGCCACCAAGCCUACGGUAUCCAUCACUUAUGACGGCACCAUUAUCGGAUCAUCUCCUGCUCCGGUCGUCGCUUCUUUCUCGUCGAGGGGUCCUUCCAUAAAUGUGCCGGGCAUUCUUAAGCCCGACGUCUCCGGCCCAGGUGUCAACAUUCUAGCGGCAUGGCCUUCUGAUGUGGUGGGUGGGGAUGGACGUAUGGGUCGAAUGACCUUCAAUUUCGAAUCAGGUACCUCCAUGGCGACCCCUCAUCUGAGCGGGGUUGCUGCACUCCUAAAGAGCUUGCAUCCCUGUUGGUCGCCGGCAGCCAUCAAGUCCGCGAUCAUCACCACCUCAGACGACAAAGACGGAGAUGGAAAUCAGAUUAUGGACCAACAGCACACGACCGCCGGCUUCUUCGCGAUGGGCGCAGGACACGUGAAUCCGUCGAAGGCUGCUGACCCAGGUCUGGUUUACGACCUGGGUAUCGACGACUACAUAGCCUACGCCUGUGGCAAGUUCGGGAACAAAGGUGUCAGAGACAUCGUUCGUGAUACAACCGUCGACUGCGGGAAGAUCAACAACAUCACGGAAUCAGAGCUGAAUUAUCCGUCAAUUGUCGUUGCCCCAAAGAACGGAACCGCCGCGACGGUGAAACGGACGGUGACCAAUGUCGGGCAGGCGAAGUCGAGUUACACGGUGGAGGUGGAGGUGCCGGAGACGGUGUCCGUGACUGUUAGGCCUCCGAGUCUAAGCUUCUCUGAAGUGAACCAGAAGAUGAGUUUCUUGGUGACGGCAAAGUGGACGACGGCAGGGCUUCCCACGAGGAAUGCGGAAGGAAACUUGAAGUGGGUUUCAGGUAAGCGUGUGGUGAGAAGCCCUCUCGUCGUCUCCAUUUUAUAGAGCAACCGAAGAGGCUGCUUUUCCUCGGCAAUUUCAGAUAACAUAAAUGUUCUUCACAUGUCAAGAAAGAU
Molecule: messenger RNA, 2222 nt
Organism: Musa acuminata subsp. malaccensis (wild Malaysian banana)
Lineage: Eukaryota; Viridiplantae; Streptophyta; Magnoliopsida; Zingiberales; Musaceae
Product: subtilisin-like protease 4
Biological process (GO): proteolysis
Molecular function (GO): serine-type endopeptidase activity
Source: RefSeq, a predicted model, not a curated record